Scheffersomyces coipomensis is the source of this 1920-nucleotide messenger RNA. It is a transcript of the gene NDT80, whose product is annotated as transcription factor. Gene Ontology annotation, biological process: positive regulation of transcription by RNA polymerase II; meiotic cell cycle. The transcript has a single exon. Gene Ontology annotation, molecular function: DNA-binding transcription factor activity; DNA binding. Gene Ontology annotation, cellular component: nuclear chromosome. Lineage: Eukaryota; Fungi; Ascomycota; Pichiomycetes; Serinales; Debaryomycetaceae. The record is from RefSeq and is a predicted model, not a curated record. The coding region runs from base 1 to 1920 and encodes 639 amino acids.
AUGACUACUUUAUCCAAUGAUGAUCCCACUUCAUCUUCUUCGGUUCAUCCUGAAGAAAAUUCAUCAGUCUUGGUAGGUGGUUUACCUCAAAUUAAAGAUGAAGAUCAUACCACUUCAAAUAAUAAUCAUAGUCUUAAUAAUAGUAAUAACAAUAGUAAUAACAAUAGUCAUAAUCAUUCCAAUAAUAAUACUAAUCCAAACACCAAUAAUUCAACUCCAACCGUUAACAAUAAUCAUAGUCUUCAUACUCAUAAUAUUCAUCAACAACAUUAUCAACCUCAACCUUUACAACAACAACAAUCAUCUCAACAACCUCAAGUUUCAGGUCAACCUCAAUAUGACCCUCAUCAUCCUUCCUUAUACCACUCUACUUCAACCUCUCAACAUCAUCAAAUCCAUGAUCCUCAAUUAACUUCUCAUCAUCAACAAGUUCAACAACAACAACAACAUAAUAUCAUUCCUCAACAUCAAUUACAUCAACAACAUCAUCUUAGUCAUAAUCCUGUGGCUGCUGCCGCUGCUGCUGCCGCUGCUGCUCAGCAACAACAACAACAACAAUUACAACAUCAUCUUGUUCAAUAUGGAGCUCCUGAUCAACAAGAUCAUAUUAAUGUUCAGUUGACUCAACAAUUACCUUCUUUCCCAACUUCGUUGACUCCUCAACAUCAUUCACAUUUCCAACAACAACAGCAACAGCUUCAACGACAGCUACAACAACAACAACUCCAACAACAACUUCACCAUCAACAACAACAGCAACAACAACAAGUUCAACAACAACAGUUGGGUCAUCAUCAAAUAUCCAUCCCUGCUCCAGGUCAACAACAACAGCAACAUCUCCAACAACAACACCUUCAACAACAACAUCUCCAACAACACCAACAUCAACAAGUUCAACAACAACAACAGCAUCAUCUUGAUUUGUUAGCAGCCACUCAAUCUCAUGAACAUGAAUUUGGUGAUAAUAUCACUAAUCGUAAAGUUGCUCCAAGAUCAACUGAUUUAUUUAGAGUUGGACCACAAUUUAGUGAAACUAGACAUCAUCAAGAAAUCUAUUGUAAAGGUAAUGAUGUGGAAGUUAAUCCAAUUUUAGAAGCUAGAAUUGAUAGAGGUUUCGAAAUUGGGGAAAAUGGUAAUUGGAUUGGUUAUAAAAGAAAUUAUUUUACUUUAGUUUCAGCUUUUACCCUUGAAAAUUUUAAUUUUGAAAGAUUUAUGAAUAAUAAAUUUUAUACUUUUGAAAAAAAUAGAAAUGGUACUACUUCAUCAAAUGGUAUUAAUACUCCAAAUACUGCUAAUGGUAAUGGUCAUCAUAAUCAUCAUCCUCAUCUUCAACAACAUUCUUUAAAUCAUCAUUUACAUCCAUCUAAAGUUGAAAUCAGUUAUUUUGCUAUUAGAUUAGUUGCAAAAUGUAGUGAUGAUGAUGUUUCAAUUAGUUUAAUUCAACAUACUGCCAAAAGAGAUAAAGGUCCACAAUUCCCACCUCCAAUUUAUCCUGCUGUUCCUGGUGAUUUACCUGAUCAUGAAACUGUUAAAGCAUCAUGUAAUAAACGUAAUGGAAAUAAAAUUGAAAGUAUGAAUAAAGUAUUUUAUUUUGAUCGUAAUGAAUAUUAUCAUCAUAUUAAUUUAAAUUCAAUGAAGGAUGAUUCAAUUUUAAAAAAUUAUCCAAGUGAUUCAAUUGCUAAGAUUGCAAGAUUUGAAAGAAUUCAAUUCACCUCAUCAAUUAGAAUUAAAUCUGCUUCAGCAAAUUCAAGAUAUUUCACUUUACAUGUGGAAUUAUUAGGUAUAAUUGAAGAUGAAGAUAUGCAAAUCCAACCUAUUUUAUUAAGUUCGAUUGAAACUCCACCUUUAAUCAUUAGAGGUAGAUCUCCAUCUAAUUAUCAUAAAGAUAGAACUUCAGGUUAUAGAGGUCAAAAUGAUUAA